Messenger RNA from Cimex lectularius (bed bug), 1538 nucleotides. RefSeq lists its product as uncharacterized. The transcript is spliced from 6 exons. Lineage: Eukaryota; Metazoa; Arthropoda; Insecta; Hemiptera; Cimicidae. The record is from RefSeq and is a predicted model, not a curated record. The coding region runs from base 31 to 1416 and encodes 461 amino acids.
GUCGAGGGUGUAUUGGGACUUCAUUCAGUCAUGGAUUUCCAACGUGCUCUACUAGCAGUCUGCUUCAUUGGCCUCGCAGGAGCUGAAAACGUCUUCCAGACGUGGGCAGACUCGGCGUUCAAGUUGGUCAACGACGACUGCCAGAAUUGCGAUCUCAAGAAGUCCGAUUUCUAUGUCUAUGCCGUCUCGCCUACUACUACUUCUGUAAAAUACAAAACGUUUGUCGCUGACGGCAGCGGGAGGAGGACCGGUAAGCACGACGCUGUUCUCGUUUUAGACCCUGCACCAGCGAAGAGAUUCGGCCACGAGCUCUACAUGUUUUUCAUCGAUGGCAACCACACAGCAGAGACCUGCGGGAACACACGUGGAACUGUUUUAUUGGAAGAUGGCCAGUGCUUGCAGCAAUGGGUGAGGGAGAUGUGCCACAGGAGGGCCCCGAAACGAAGAGGCGGAUGCAAACUUCUAUUCCUUCCAGAAGUCAGAUUAGAGAAUUCGCAAAACGACAGUCUCGUGUGCAUUCCAGACCUUGAGGGUUUCAACGGCGAGUGCCCGACGAUGAUCAAACACCGCAUAUCCAGUGGCUGCGACCCUCUAGAGACCAACAGCAAAUUCUGCGAUACGACCAAUUAUAUCAAGACCGAAUGCGCUUUCAUGCAGACUUGCGAUCAUGCGGUGCUCAUUUCUGGCGGGUGGAACAGAAAAAUGAGUGAUGAACGGAGUAUUAAGAACCUAAGAACAAUCAACACUUUACUUCUUAGAAGUGGAUUCAAUCAGAACAAUUUGAGAAUAUUUUUUGCCAAUGGACUUGACUCCUCAUAUGAAGAAUAUGAAGAUUUGGGUGAUGUUUAUCCUUCAAGUAUUAAACUGGCUAUAAGAUACCACAUAAGAACUUUAUGCGAGACGAAAAGGUGUGCAGAUUCUAUAGUUAUCUACCUCAAUAGUCCUUCUUUGCCUGAUGGUUCUUUGUUACUCUGGGAUUCAAAUAAUGAUGGAGUUCACGAUGAAGGAGAGAUCUAUUCGAUCAGGGAUUUUUUCCGGGACAUCGUGAAAUGCUCAGCGACAAGACUCAUCAUCCUCGUCGACCAGAGCUAUGGCGGUGAAAUGGUCAGGGCUGCACACAGACAUUCAAACGAUAUGCAAAAUGUCAUCAUUAUUGGAGUGAAAGUGAACGAUUCGAGGGAUUCUAUGAUCAACUCGCUGUCGAACAUGACAGCGUCAACCUGCCUAAGCGAUAUUUACGACUCGGUUGAAGAUGUCAAAUACAAAGGAACGGCUCAAGGACUUCUCAACGGAACAAUCUACGGUGCGCCUUGUACAAAUGAACAAGAUUACCAAAAAUACUUUGGCUGUCAAAACCUUUCAACCCUUGAGCUAAUUGAAUCAGAAGAAACCCUCGAUGCAGAUGAACAAAGAUAACACAUUUAAUGCCAUCACAAAUAAGAUUCUUUGAACUUUACAUAUUUAAAAUGAUGUAAAUAUAUUGUUUGUAUAUAAUUUAUGUUGCACAUAAAUUCAAAACGGGUGUAAAUAAUGGGUAA